GUUUUUGCGUAUGAAAAUUACAUUUACAUACCUGUACUAGUUUUUGAUAGUGUCUAAGAAAAAACGAGCGCUUAACUCGCUAAAACUUUUUACUCCGUACCUAAAAUGACAUAACUCAAGGUGAUGGAUGCAGGUCUAGAGAGUUAUCAAAUGAGGUAAUAAUAUAAUAAAAUAACUACCACUAAAAUUCUUUUUAGUGCCUUCAUCGGAUUGGACUCGCAAAAGACAAGUCCCGGCGUUGUCGCAUUCCACGACGUCUACGUCUUCGCGAUGGCCUCCCAGCAACAUGGAAACACGGUCUUUAUGACCGAGCAGGAAUCGGAGCGCAUUCGGAAUAUUGCCAAAAACAGGCUGAAGAAAUGCUCCGAACUUGCUGGCAACGCGCGGGAAAGGAGAGAUGCGACGGCUGCCAAACAGCAAGCGACUGGCGCAUCUCUCAUGGCCGAUAUGGGAGCGCCGGACCCUGACCUGGCACAAACGAAAGGCCGAGCAGGCACAUUCCCGGCUCUCCCUGUAGGACAAGUAUAUCCGCCGUGCGUCGUCCCGCUUGAGGACUUGCAGCCUAUAAAAUUAGCGGAUCUCCGAAUGGAGACUCAUCAUCGUGGCCGUCGACUCACUGUGAAGCGCGCGAGCCCAGUAGUCCCGCUAAUAGCGAGGCCAUGGACCAUGGUGCGGGAGGAAGGAGAAGAAGAGGAUAUGGAGCGUCUAGAGCUAUGCUUGCACAAAUCAAGACACGGCGAAGAGGUGCUGGAGUCGGCAUCUAGCUAUAUCAUAAAAGAGCCUUACUUCACUCUCACAGAUCAAGGCGAACCCACGAUCCGGGUUGAUCACCCUUCAGAUCUAAUCGUCUGCCGGGAUGAAAUAGGUAGCGCUAAAGACGCGACAGAUGCAGAGAAGGUCGCGAAGAACUGCAAAGACAAGGGCAACUCUGCCCUCGAAAAGAAUAAAUUAGCCUUAGCUCAUGCAAAGUAUACAGAAGGUCUUAAAGCCGCCAGACAAGGCACCGUAUCUGAAGCUAACCCUGACUUGGCGCGAGAUCUUUUCCGCAAUCGAGCUCAUGCCAACCUUCUUCUAAACCAGCUAGACGAGGCUAAGAGUGAUGCAAAGGCCGCUCUAAUCGGCAAAGAAGACGAGCGGUCCAAAGACCUUGACAGCAAGGCGUAUUUCCGCGCCGGCUCUGCCGCGUAUAAUCUCGGCGAAUACCGGGAAGCAAAAGGCUUCUUUGAAGAGCAGCUGAAUCUCAGCCCCGACAACAAAACUGCGAUCGCCUACUUGAAAAACAUCGAGGUGCGCAUCCGCGAGCAGGAGACGGGGGCGUAUAACUUCAAGAAGAUCAGAGCCAACCUGUCCAGAGCCCGUCCGCGCGUCGACGCAGCAAGUUUCUUAAGCAACACCAAGGUAGAGGAGAGCAAGGGGCGGGGCCGCGGCUUAUUCGCGACACGCGAUAUCCCCGCCGGAGAGAUCGUCAUAUGCGAGAAAGCUUUCUGCGUGGUUUGGGGCCACGAUAAGGAGGCCCUGACGGCAAUGACAUACGACGUGAGGGACGACAGGAUCCGGGUAUCACCCGUUGGCCUAAGCAAGGCCAUCGUACAGAAGCUUCUGAGCAACCCGUCCCAGGUCGAAAAAGUAAUGGAUCUAUAUGGCGACUACGCGGGCGACGGUACCAACGUGUCGAAAACGGAAGAUGGCCCCGUGGUCGACACGUUCCGAAUCCACGACAUCGUAUCCCGCAACGCGUUCGGCCCGGGAAGCCAAUUCGGAGACGAAGGCGUCAGCAACGCGAGCACCGGCCUCUGGAUCUGGGCCGCGUACAUCAACCACUCGUGCGUCGCCAACGCCAAGAAGGAAUACGUCGGCGACCUGAUGGUAGUGCGCGCCACGCGGGCCAUCGCCGCGGGCGAGGAGAUCUUCCACAGCUACGACGAGUCCGGCGACUUCGACGCGAGGCGAGCGGCGCUGGCGACCACAUGGGGCUUCGAGUGCGGCUGCCCGCUGUGCGCCGCGGAGAAGACGGACAGCUCCGCGGCGCGCAAGAAGCGGCGGGACCUAGCAGACGACGCGGACCAGUUCGUGGCGACGGAGCACUACCUCGACGCGAAGAGACUUGCGGUCUCGAAGGCGAAGCGGCUUUUGAAAGCUAUCGAGGACACGUACGACGGGGACAAGUACAAGGACUUGCCGCGGCUCGCGACGCGGAGGAUUCAGGAGUGGCUUGCUCUGGCGAACCAGAAGCGGUAGCCUGUAUUAGGUAGGGAGGGAGCUAUGCAUAUUAUACUAGAACUAAAAUAAAGUAAAAUAAAAAUCUGAACAAUA
Molecule: messenger RNA, 2313 nt
Organism: Daldinia caldariorum
Lineage: Eukaryota; Fungi; Ascomycota; Sordariomycetes; Xylariales; Hypoxylaceae
Product: SET domain-containing protein
Exons: 1
Coding region: 271-2238 (655 amino acids)
Molecular function (GO): protein binding
Source: RefSeq, a predicted model, not a curated record